CCCUAUAAAAGGCAUCCUAGUCCCACUCCGAAUCUCCCCCAACCCCUCAUCGAUCGCCCUCCUCGCUCCUCCCCCCAACUCGAUCGAGCGAUCCGAUCGAUCGGUCGUCACCCAAUGGAGAUGGUAGCAGUGCUGCAGCAGAGGGCCGGCGGCGGCGGGGCGAGGCCGGCUGCCGCCACGGCGCCGAUGACGGCCGCGGCGUCGUCGGCGAAGCAGGAGCAGGAGAAGGAGGAGGGCGGGUCGGCGGACGCGGAGCUCCGGCGCGGGCCGUGGACGGUGGACGAGGACCUGACGCUGAUCAACUACAUCGCCGAGCACGGCGAGGGCCGCUGGAACGCGCUCGCGCGCGCCGCCGGCCUGAAGCGCACCGGGAAGAGCUGCCGUCUUCGUUGGCUCAACUACCUCCGGCCGGACGUGAAGCGCGGCGACUUCACCGCCGACGAGCAGCUGCUCAUCCUCGACCUCCACUCCAGAUGGGGCAACCGGUGGUCCAAGAUCGCGUCGCAUCUGCCGGGGCGGACGGACAACGAGAUCAAGAACUACUGGCGGACGCGGGUGCAGAAGCACGCCAAGCAGCUCAACUGCGACGUCAACAGCAAGCGCUUCAAGGACGCCAUGCGCUUCCUCUGGAUGCCCAGACUAGCAGAGCGCGCCGCCGCCGCCCACCACUCAUCGUCGGCGUCCCUGCAGCAUCAGCAGCAGCAGGCCAUCAUCUCCGGCGACGGCCUCGGCGCUCUGCUGCCCACGGCCGCCGCCGCCGCCGGCUGCUUCGAGAUGGCGACCGCCAACGCCGCCGCCGACCGCUCCCCCUGCAGCGUGGUCACCACCACCAACAGCUCGCCCUGCAGUUCUGGGACGUCCUCCGGCUCCACCGCCGCCACCACCAACGACGACGACUGCUGGGCGGCGAUCCAGCAGGACCACGAGUUCUGGUCCGCCGCGUCCAACCUGCAGCACCUCACCGCCGGCAGCGCCGACCAGCAGCUGCUGUACUUCCCGCUGGCGGCGGACCUGCCGAUGCAGGCCGACCUCAGCGGCUGGGUGCAGGGCUUCUCCGAGGGCGGCUCUUCUUCGCCGGAGACCCACCAGCAGCUCUGGAGCCUCGACGACAUCUGGAGGAUGCACUGAAUAUAUACAAUCACUGUCGCUCAUACUACAUUUUCAUUUUUUUUUUCUUGCGAUCAAAUUGGGGCCACGAAGCAUGUGUAUGAUAGUAGUACAACGGAAGCUAGCUAAGGGAGACGGCGAUCAAGGAACGAAAGAAAAAAAAAGUGUUCGUUCUUUUUUUUUCUUCGUUUUUUUAUCUAUUUAGCUCUGACUCUAUCAUAGAUAGACAGUAGUAUAGCUAUCAGCAGUAUACUCAAGUUGAGAUUUCUUCUUCAGUUUGGGUUACUACAUUUGUGUUUUGGUUGGGAUCAAAGCUUCUUCCUGUCCUGUCAAGGGGCUUUUUUUGGCCUUC
Messenger RNA from Panicum virgatum (switchgrass), 1459 nucleotides. Its product is annotated as transcription factor JAMYB-like. Gene Ontology annotation, molecular function: sequence-specific DNA binding; DNA-binding transcription factor activity. Gene Ontology annotation, biological process: regulation of DNA-templated transcription. The coding region runs from base 115 to 1128 and encodes 337 amino acids. The transcript is spliced from 3 exons. Gene Ontology annotation, cellular component: nucleus. The record is from RefSeq and is a predicted model, not a curated record. Lineage: Eukaryota; Viridiplantae; Streptophyta; Magnoliopsida; Poales; Poaceae.